UGUAGUUUGUAUGACGUAAAAAAGAUGGCGGCGCAGUGGUGUUUAUCUUAUUGAUUCACACGCACUGAUCACAGAAAUGAAAAAGAGUCAUUUAUAUUCCACGCAGUUUAUUUUCAGCACGGAUUAUAUUUAUAUCGGACGAUUCCUCUGAUUUUUCCGAUUUUUGUUGUGGUCGGAAGGACCACGUUUUGUGGACAGUUUAAUAUAAACAUGUCUGCCAAAGUGGACGCCGUGGAGACAAGUGAGCCAAGUACAAAAAGCAGAAGUAGUUCUCACAGCAGAGGAAGAGAAAACCGGAAACGAGCAAGAAGCCGAAGCAGAUCGUCCUCAUCAUCUUCCAGUUCUUCAUCUUCCUCCUCAUCUUCAUCCUCUUCAUCACGGUCUUCAUCCAGCAGCUCAUCAUCACGUAGUAACUCCAGCUCCAGUAGCUCAGAUUCUUGCAAAAAACGAAGAAAAUCUUCCAAGAAAAGGAAAGAUAAACAUGGCAAAAAGAAAGGAAAAAAAGAGAAGAUACGGAAGCGGAAGAAGGAAAAGGGACACAAAGGACAGGACGACAGCUCUGGACCUGUUCAAAUUUCAAAGUAUCUUAAGGAAAAGAAGAAAACUGGCAAGUACAGUAUGAUUUCAGGGAAAAAGAUUAAAAUGAAAGUGAAAAAAUCAAAGAAGGACAAACAGAUGGACAAAAACAGAGCGGAACUGUUGGAGUUCUUAAACUCCACUUUCUGAUUCAGUCCAGACCUGGAACUGCACAACCAGACAACCUUUUUAUUUUCCCAUUAUUCGCCUGCCUGCCACUCAGGGAAAGACCAUCUUCAACUAUUAAUGUUGUUGCCUGAUGUUAUACAUUGACAGUUCCUUACCAUAAACUAUGUUGAUGGUUGUCCUCCUCUUUUUUUUUUUUAAAUUCCAGACUGUGUCCUGAAGUACUUAUUUUAUGUCUGAGUACUUGUACCCUAUGAGAACUGUAGCUUGGAUGUAACAUUGUUACAUGUUACUGAAAUUGUAUAAAAAGAAGUAUUCUUGUAUUCUCAUUUUUAAACGCAAACCUCAAGUACAUAGUAACAGAAUCAGUCCGGAUUUGUAAGCAAUUGUUCAGAAGGAUGUAAAACAUGAAGAGUUUGUGCUGAUUCAGCAGGGAGAUGAAGGCUGUAUAUCUCACAGACAAUUCACAAAAAGUUGAAACAACAUUGUAGUCGUGUUGUUCCAGUGGUGUUUCUUGUUAUCCAUGAUAAUCUGUAUAUUUACCAUGUUGAGCCAAAUGCAGAGGUAUGACUAGCAGGUAGUUGAACGCUUAUGAUCUGCCUUUGUGAGUCACAUGCAUCUGACUGUGCUGAUGACAAUACUGUUCAAUAAAUUUCCAUUUUGUGUCCUUUA
Molecule: messenger RNA, 1374 nt
Organism: Labeo rohita (rohu)
Lineage: Eukaryota; Metazoa; Chordata; Actinopteri; Cypriniformes; Cyprinidae
Exons: 7
Coding region: 211-726 (171 amino acids)
Source: RefSeq, a predicted model, not a curated record